UACUUUUGUGGAGGCAGAAAGAAAUCGUUCAAUGACAAUUAAUGCCUAUGAAGGUCAGGUUUGUUUUUACUAGACGAACUGAAAGAGAGAAACAAUCCCACGGUUAACCUCAGGACUGCCGUAUGUAUAAAGAAAAUAUGUUGACAUGUUAUCUAACGUCAAAGCUUUGUGAAUUAGAAAUAAAGUGUCCAAAACAGUCCGCCAAUCCGCGCUCGUGUUGAAGACAGACAUGAUGACGUCAGCGGCGCCUUGCUCCAGACGCUCGUGUCCGCGCAACCGUGAACGAGCCCGAGAGGAAGAAAAACUCUAGCACGCUGGCAAACGGGGUCACGAACUAUGACCUUUCACUGGAGUAAAACAAUAACAAAUAAUGUGCAAUAAACCCGAGAGCAAAAAACACACGUCCGUUCAUAUCACAGGUGGAGGUGUUGUUGACAGAUGCAGAACUGGUCCAGUCAGACACUUCUAAUGACCUCACAUCACCAUGACAACCAAUAUGGAGGUGCUGGCUCAGCAGAUAUUGACCACUGAGCAGGUUUCAGAGAAUUCAGAAGAAGGAAAUAACUAGCCAUCCAGUCUUUGAUGAUAUCACAAAUAUCCUCUGCUAACCUGGCGACUUGAGAGGAUUCGUCAGGUCUAGAGGAAAUAUAAAGUACAGUCAUCUCCGUCAGACAGCUCAGUGAUGAGCACCUCUCCCCAGCGCAUUCAGAUCAUCUCCACUGACCCCUCCGUCACGACCCCGCAGAGAAUACAGAUAGUCACUGAGCAGCAGACGGGGCAAAAAAUUCAGAUAGUGACGGCACUGGACUCCACCGUGCCCAAACAGCAAUUUAUCCUGGCAGCACCCGAUGGCUCUUCAGCAGGCAAAGUCCUCCUGGCAUCACCUGAGAGUACUAGUGCCAAACAGCUCAUCUUUGCCACUGCUGACAGCCUGGUGCCCGGCCGAAUUCAGCUGAUAUGUGAUGGGAAAAGGGAGAAGAAUGAGUUUGGAAAAACUCAGGAUGGAUUCGAACUUGCGUCAAAAGUUAGUGUUACCCGUCUUACUCUUCACGCCACUGAUCCUGUUAUCAGUGGGAUUUCUUUUGUAACUUUGUCUGACUCACUCAGACCGUUGGUGGGUGGAGUUACUAUAAAUAGCAUCUGCCAACAAGGCGGGACACACCGUUUUGAUAAUCUGGUCAUUUAUUUUUCAUCCCCGUUUUAUCCCCGCUUCUGGUCAGACUGGAUGCAUUUCCCAUUUCCGACAGUAGAUGAUGCAAGUUUCCCUACCAGCAUACUAAGACAUGCGUUACAGAUUUUUUUCCCAAGUGGAACGUUUGUGACAGAUGCAGUGUCAGUGGAGAGGCUUCUGGGUAAAGGGGCAGACAUGAGCCGAGCCCAGCCUAUAGAAUACUGCGUGGUGUGUGGAGAUAAAGCCUCAGGGAGGCAUUAUGGGGCAGUCAGCUGUGAAGGCUGUAAGGGCUUCUUCAAGCGAAGUGUGCGCAAGAGUCUGACAUACAGCUGCCGCAGUAACCAGGACUGUGUGGUCAACAAACACCAUCGCAACCGCUGCCAGUUCUGCCGUCUCAGGAAAUGCUUGGAGAUGGGCAUGAAGAUGGAGUCUGUACAGAGUGAGAGGAAACCCAUUGAUCUUCCCAGAGAAAAACCUGCCAACUGUGCUGCAUCCACUGAGAAAAUCUACAUCAGGAAAGACCUGCGAAGUCCCCUCAUUGCAACACCAACCUUUAUCACUGAGAAAGAUGCUUCACGGUCCAGGCUGUUGGACUCUGGGAUGCUUGUCAACAUCCAACAACCCUUAAUACAGGCUGAUGGCACAUUACUAUUAGCAACUGACAAGGCAGAGUCAGGACAGGGUGAUCUGGGGACACUGGCUAAUGUGGUUACAUCAUUAGCCAACCUGAACGACUCGCUUAGUAAUGGAGAAACAACAGACGAUCAGAUGGAGGAAUCACCCAGUGAAAUCACACGUGCCUUUGACACGCUGGCUAAAGCUCUGAACCCCAGUGAGGCGGCGGAGGGGCGGAGCUUGUCGGAAGUGGACGGGGUGGGUGGAGCUACUAUACAGGUGAUCAGCAGGGAUCAAAUUACACCGCUCAUAGAAGUCGAGGGACCUCUGCUUACAGACACACACGUCAGCUUUAAGUUGACGAUGCCAAGCCCAAUGCCUGAGUAUCUGAAUGUGCAUUAUAUCUGUGAGUCUGCGUCACGGCUUCUCUUCCUCUCCAUGCACUGGGCGCGCUCUAUCCCAGCAUUCCUUGCUCUUGGGCAGGAGUGUAACACGGCUCUGGUACGAGCAUGCUGGAAUGAGUUGUUUAUUCUGGGUCUGGCGCAGUGUGCUCAGAUCAUGAGCCUGUCCACCAUUCUCGCUGCCAUCGUCAAUCAUCUGCAGUCCAGUAUCCAGGACGUAGACAAGCUAUCGAGUGAACGCAUUAAACUAGUCAUGGAGCACAUAUGGAAGCUGCAGGAGUUCUGCAACAGCAUGGCAAAGCUACAGACGGACGGAUAUGAGUACGCCUACUUAAAAGCCAUUGUCCUCUUCAGUCCAGAUCAUCCAGGUUUGAGUAGCUGUAGCCAGAUUGAAAAGUUCCAGGAAAAAGCGCAGAUGGAGCUUCAGGACUAUGUGCAAAAGACCUAUCCCGAAGAUACCUACAGGUUGGCCCGAAUCCUGUUGCGUUUACCAGCGCUGCGGUCGAUGAGUUCCAAUAUAACUGAGGAGCUGUUUUUCACCGGCCUUAUUGGCAAUGUACCGAUCGACAGUAUCAUCCCAUAUAUCCUUAAAAUGGAGACUGCAGACUACAACAGCCAAAUGACAGGCCCGACUGUGUGAGACUGAAGUCAUGCAACUCCCAUCAUCCCUCACUCUCACAGUGACUCAAAUAUAUCACAUUAUAUUGAACCGACCAACAAGCUCUACCUCAAGAGGAGCUGCAACAGUGAAAGCCUUUCAGUAUGUGACCGUUACCCUAGAAAUAUUGUGUUGUAGUUCACAGAAAGAUGCAUUAUGGGACUUUGAGUUCCAAAGACAUUUGCCUGAAAAAUGCCUUUCUUUUUUUAAACCAUAAUUUAAAAACAUUUGAGCACUUCAAGAUGAUUCCAAUGGAUACAAUCCAAGAUGACAUUUUAAACCUCCAAAUUCUCUCAAUUCAAUUUUUUUUAUUACUUAUGAGGACAAUAUCUACAGCAUUGAACGAUCCUUUCCCAUGGAAGACGCGAUCCUUGAUCGAAUGUAACAGCUGAUAUCAGGACAGUCUCUGGAUCCCUGAAUCUAGACUCCAAUGAAAACAUGUCCGGGUCACAUUUAUGAAUACCAUUCAGUUUAUUACUUCUCCCUGAUAACGCAGUUAUUGAUAUGAAUGGGAAUAUUCUGGUUCCCACAGCCCAUUAUUGCAGUCAUGACAAUCAGCUUCUCCUCAAUAUCCUUUAUUUAUUAUUUCAUUGAGUCCAACUCUAAAGUCCAUAUACAUGUAGAUCUGAUCUGCUUGAUUUCAAAAAUCCUCUGUUAUUAAAUGACAUAUUUGAUCUGUAUCUUUAUAGCAUUCGACCGCUGCUGCAAUGUACAAAAGGUGUCGUUUCAGAUGUAAUAUAUGCACAACCAUGAUGGUUUAAUGCACUUAGAUUACUAACAUGCUUUAAUUUGCAGAUCUGUGCACAGUUAGACUUUUGUAAAUUUCACUGUCAUUUCAAAACAACAGAAUGUCUCAUUUUGUCCCAGUUUUAGCAACUGACAUGCACUUAUUUAACAGGAUAUAUUCACCUAGGCUAUAUUUAUUUGGGUUUAAAAUUAGUAGCUUGAAAAGAAAAAGUAAAUAUACUUGAACAGACUAUGUUGGACUGACACAUUAUUGGUUAGCCAUUGUUUUUUAUGUCGAAACUAACUAUAAAAUGAUAAACCUCACACACCCACUGUAACAUGGUAAAGCAUGUCAAGUCAGUGUAUAUUUAACCAUUAAUGCCACACUUGUGAGGUGAGCAGAAGCAUUUGAAUGCUUUAAUUCAUUUCAGUUUCAGUUCUCACCACCGACUCUAAGAUCUGCCCAAAAUGUGCCUCAUGUAUUGGAAAACCUUCAAACUAACUCACAAAACUGGUGGUUUUGCUUUUGACUAUUUUGGGCUGAACUCUGAACAUGUUUGAGUCUAAAUAAAUUUCUUGUGAAUCAAGUAAAAACACUGCUAUAAAGCUAUUGCUGUUGAAUAGAUGGCCAUUGACAAAUAUAUAUAUAUUAUAAUUAAGAGAGUAUAUUCAGUUUGCAAAUGGGUGUACAAACAUUGAUAUCAACUUUAAUCAUCAGCAAAGUCAAAAUGAAUCUUUAUAGCAGUUGCUCAAACCCUGUCUAACAGUUCUGACCUCGAGAGUUUCUGUUUCUCGUAAGGUUUAUUAUUGUUUUAUAAUUCAACCCUACUUGGUCUUAUUGAUUGUCAAAAAAAAAAACUAUUUAUUGUUUGAAAAGCAUGACCCCAUACAAACUGUUCUUUUAUAUGCUUUUAACACCGGCAGACAAUUGUUUUAAACAAAAUUGUGUAUGUAUUUUAAGAUGCCUAAAGUUUUUGAUUUCAAUCCGUCUGUGACUGGUUUAUAGGUGUUGUAAUGCCAUGUUGUGAUUCUCUGUUUUCAUCUGUCUGUGAGACGAUAAGAAAAGCUGUGCAUGAACUAGCUUAUAAAUUUUAUUAAAUUAUAUACUGAUGUGGAGAUUAAA
This is a messenger RNA of Ctenopharyngodon idella (grass carp), 4694 nucleotides long. RefSeq names its product nuclear receptor subfamily 2, group C, member 2 (gene nr2c2). Gene Ontology annotation, molecular function: zinc ion binding; nuclear receptor activity; RNA polymerase II cis-regulatory region sequence-specific DNA binding. Bases 683 to 2827 code for a protein of 714 amino acids. NCBI's taxonomy places the organism in Eukaryota, Metazoa, Chordata, Actinopteri, Cypriniformes, Xenocyprididae. The transcript is spliced from 17 exons. The record is from RefSeq and is a predicted model, not a curated record. Gene Ontology annotation, biological process: anatomical structure development; positive regulation of transcription by RNA polymerase II; cell differentiation.